Pseudopipra pipra is the source of this 3341-nucleotide messenger RNA. Its product is annotated as sestrin-3-like. Bases 343 to 1995 code for a protein of 550 amino acids. The transcript has 9 exons. Gene Ontology annotation, cellular component: nucleus. The record is from RefSeq and is a predicted model, not a curated record. Lineage: Eukaryota; Metazoa; Chordata; Aves; Passeriformes; Pipridae. Gene Ontology annotation, molecular function: L-leucine binding; oxidoreductase activity, acting on peroxide as acceptor. Gene Ontology annotation, biological process: cellular response to leucine starvation; cellular response to L-leucine; regulation of response to reactive oxygen species.
ACCGGCAGCCCGUACCGGAGCACCGGGCUUCGCCCUGCUGGCCGCCACCGGCCUGGCACGGCUGCGGCACCGACGGGCCGGGACAUUCCCGCUGCCCGCUGGCGGUGCGCGGGGCCGGUGGGGUGAGGCUGCGCUCUCACGGUGCCGCGGCCGGCGGGUUGGUGCCGGUGCCGGUGCCGGUCGCGGUGCCGGUGCCGGUGCGGCGGCUCCGUCCCCGUCCCCUUUGUGCGGGAUGCGGGAGGCGCCGUGGCUCCAUCACUGCCAAUCAAACUUGUUUUUCUCUCUCCGCCUGCACUGCCCGCGCCGCCCGCCGGGGGCGCUGCCGCCGCCGCCGCCCGCACAAUGGGCCGCGGGUACCGGCCCCGGGCACCGCCGGGGGAGCCCCUGCCGCGGGCACUUCGCCCGUCCCCUCGAAACCCGGGCCGGAGGGGCUGGGCGAGAGGUGUCGCCGCGGCAGCAUCGCCAGAGAAUGCCACCAGCGGGGCCACCGGUACCGGCGGAGCCACGGUCUCUCCUGGCGGAGGGAUGGAGCCCCGGCGGGGAUGCCCCUCUCUGCGCAUCCCGGUGCUGCCCGGGCUCACUCCCGGCCGGCCGGGCUCCUCCAGACUCCUGCCGCCUUUUUGUGCUCACGGCUGCCGAGCGGGAGCACCGGGGCACCGCUCCCCCGGCAGCACCGCCGGGUGGGGAGGGGGCGAGGUAGUGAAGAUGUCCGGCAGCGACCCUGAGUGCCCCCAGUUCCUCUUCGUGAAGGUGCUGGCAAGCCGGGGGCGGCUGGAGGCAGUGACCCAGCAGAUGGGCUACCACCCACAGUACCUGGACAGCUUCCUCAAGAUGCAGCACUACCUGAUGCACAUGGAUGGCCCCCUGCCCUUUGACUGCCGGCACUACAUCGCCAUCAUGGCGGCUGCCCGGCACCAGUGCCGGUACCUGGUGAACCUGCAUGUGCUGCAGUUCCUGCGGGCAGGGGGUGACCCCCAGUGGCUGCGCGGCCUCGAAUUCAUCCCCCCCAAACUCCGCAACCUCAACGAGAUCAACAAGAUCCUGGCACACCGGCCCUGGCUCAUCACCAAGGAGCACAUUGAGAAGCUGCUGAAGAUCAGCGAGUGGAGCUGGUCGCUGGCGGAGCUGGUGCACGCCGUCGUCCUCCUGGCACACUGCCACGCGCUCGCCAGCUUUGUCUUCGGCUGUGGCUGUGAGCAGGACGAGGGGCUGGGGGGCCGAGCCUCCCUGAAGCCCCUGUCACUCGGGAACCAGUGCUUCUGCGAAGCCACCGCCGGCAACAGCUGCAGCCAGGAGCUGCUGCGCAUCAACCGCAAGCGGUCCCUGGACUCCUGCAUGGAGCUGGAUUCCCUCCGGGAGCGCAUGCAGCGGAUCCAUGUGGAGACCGAGAGCAGGGAGGAGAUGAGGCUGCUGCAGCUGGAGCGAGAGGAAGGGCUCUCCCUUCUUGCAGAUCCUGAUGGAGAAGUCACUGGUGCCACCAACCUCGCAUGCUACAUGCAGGACCCUGACUUUGGAUACCAGGAUUUUGCCCGGCGCGAUGAGGAUCAGACGCAGGUAUUCAGAGUCCAGGAUUAUUCCUGGGAAGACCAUGGCUUCUCACUGGUCAACCGGCUCUACUCUGACAUUGGGCAUCUCCUGGAUGAGAAGUUCAGGAUGGUGGAUGGUCUGCAAAGCAGUGCCAUGGCCAAGCGGCAGGGCUGUGAGCCCUCUGUUUUCAAGCGGGGCAUCUGGAACUACAUCCACUGCAUGUUUGGCAUUAGGUACGAUGAUUAUGACUAUGCAGAAGUGAAUCAGCUCCUGGAGCGAAUGCUCAAAGUUUACAUUAAAACUGUAACCUGCUACCCAGAGAAGACAAACUCAGAAAUGUUUGACAGGUUCUGGAAGCAGUUCAAGCACAGUGAAAAGGUCCACGUGAACCUGCUCAUCCUGGAGGCCCGGAUGCAGGCAGAGCUGCUGUAUGCAUUGCAGGCCAUCACCCAGUACAUGAUCUCCUAGACAGCGGGGGCUGCGCUGCGGCAGGGCCAGGCAGCGUCCUCGCUCCCUGAACUCCUGCGGGACCCGUCACGCUGGGACCGACGGCGAGGGAUUUCUCAAUUUAGUUUACUUGACUGUCUUGUUCCUUUUUGUUGGUUUUCCCCCCCUGCCUUGUGGGGCUCACUGAGUGGCCCCGUUACGUGCAAUUACCAAACUGUGAGGCAAGUCCGUGCUGCUGAGAUGCUGGAGACUUGAACGUGUCCAAGGAGGACUGCCAAAAACAUGUGGGGAGAGGGAAGCAAUAGGGGACUGGGGCCAAAUUAGAGGGAUACUCUCCCACGAGCAGAAGCUCCUUGCCUGGGUGCUGUGGGAGCCUGGGUGCCACAGGGAGGGCAGAGAGGAAAGCUGGCUUCCUUCCCUGUGCUGCAGUGGCUGCCCUGCUUGCAAAGCCACCCUUGGGCACUUGUCCUCACUGGGGUGAUGUCUCUCACUUGGGAACAGCAUGGGCAGCGUGCGGGUGUGUUGCAAUGUCCUGAGUUGCGUGGUUAGGCAGCAAGAAAUGCUGGCUCCCAGCAAGGGCCCCUCUCCAGCCCAGGACAGCAAUGGGAUGCACUUGCUGCCUGCACGUAAUAUCCUUUAGGUCCAUGUGCCAAACCCCUCUGGGAUGAACAAGAGAUGACCCAAGGCAAACUCCAAACUGUGAAGCUCUUGCUGGCAGAAUGUCCUAAUGCUUUGCCUUCUCCAACAGCAGGGUGGGAAGGUCUCUGACAGUGUUCAGGCACUGGGGGUUUCUGCAGGGGACUUUGGGCAGUCCUAAGCCUCCCAUCAGCACAGAGGCAGGAACAAGGAAGGCUUCCUGAGUUAAUGAGGUUUGUAUCUUCUUAACACCAUGAAAGGGCUGAGGUCCUGUGCCCAGUCACUUGCUGCUUAAGAGCAUGGUGGAGGAGCCUGUGGUCACAACACAGGUAAGCUACAGGAAGCUUCUCCUUGAUCCUGGGCUGGGAGGGACUCCCUGGGCUGCUCCCAUUUGAACAGAGGCAGCCUGUCCACCAGCCCUGCCUUCUGCCUGGGGGGCAGAAGCUGCACCAUCGCUCCCCUUAUGUCCCUGGGCUGCUCCCUGGCCAUGCCACAGCCCCUGGCUGAGGAAGUAUGAGGGAUCCAGUGCAGGCUCUGGAGAGCAGCCACAAAAGGGGGAUGAAGCCACCCGUUGUAAGUGGGAGCCUGAAGCAAGGGCAGCUGUCGAGUCAGCCAGCGCACGCUGCUUCAGUCGGCCUGUUUACUGCGUAAAUGUACGGGGAGAAAACCUUGUGUAUGGAAGCUACAGAAAAAGCCUAUUUUUGCUAUAAAUAUAUUAUGUUUGACAUGGA